ACGCUGUCGAGGUCGUGUGCGUGUCGAUUCGAUUUGUCAAGUCAAGCAAAUGCCAAAACUGCCGAAUGUUGCGAGAAUUGUUAUUUGGUUUGGUUUCAAUUUUCAUUACGUCCACAUUACAUCGUUAUUUUAGCAAACAAGUGCCAUUCUGCAUUUUAUUUUGUACCUCCUCGAGUACAUUGCACUAUUAACACACUGCACUAUUGCACAUUACCGUGGAAUUCCUCGAUUUUAAUCAGAGAUGGAUAGAUAGAGCGGGCAGCAAUGCAUCGUGAACAUUAGCAGUGAGUGUGUAUCAAAAAGUCUACAGCAUAUUUCAGCGUCUAUUUCUACUAGCUUAGGCUAUUCAGCGAGAGAUGUCGCAAGAGGGCGCAAAGUAUGUAUGGGUAGAGUUGGAACCCGUGUGGGAAGGUGCGGCUGGCCUGCACACGAAGCAAGAGCAUGAGCUCAAAGAAAAUGUGAAGACAGAGGUUAAAUCAGAACCCGAGGAAAACAUGUGUGUUAUCAGCGAGACGGCUGGGGCCGGCUUGUACUUGAAGCAUGAACAGCCUGAGAGCGCACAAGCGCACCUAAACCACGCGGUAGAACCAGAGGUUAAGACAGAACCCAAGGACAUGUCUGGCAGUGAACCAGCUGCCUGCUUGUACAGUCACAUUGACCCUGAGGUGAAGGCAGCACUUAAGGCAGAGGAUGAAAACGUGUGUGGUGACAGCGGAGCAACCAUACAAACCAGUUUCGAGUAUGAGAGUGCCCACACCAGUCAGGUGAGCCAUUUGGUGAUGGCAAACAUUGAAUCUGAGAGUGAGAGUGUGUGUAGCACAAGCACACUGGCAGAGCAGGCACUGUACCUUAAGCAUGAGGUAAAAGAUGGACUAGUGGUGGGCCCUGAGGUAUACCAUAGAGAAUCAUUUGACUUAGCAAUAGUGAAUCCUGUACCAGAGCGAAGCUGCACGGUCAGACUGGAGCGCAUGCACUUAGACAUGGAACACUGUGUGUGCAGGAUCGGAGACUACACAUACAAGUUCCAACUGUGUAGUCAACAAGAAAACGAUACAACAGACGAAAGAUAUUCUCAGCGCAGCGCAGAUGAUGUUGACGAGGAGCUAUACAAAUGUGAAUCUUGUAGCUUCACUAGUGUCCAUAAACAUUAUUUAAGAGUUCAUAAAAACAUCGCCCACGCCAAUGAGAAAAUGUGUAAACAGAGAAAAAACAGUGAAAAGAAACCCUACCAGUGCGAUCAAUGCAGUUACGCUUCUAACCGCAAAAUCGGUCUGGCAAUUCACAAAAGGGUUCACAGAGGGGAAAAAGCCUAUAGAUGCAAUCAAUGCGAUUACGGUCACGCUCGCAAAUAUGAAUUGGAAGUUCACAUAAAUACCGUGCACGGGAGUGAAAAAGUCUACAAAUGCGACCAAUGCAAGUUUGCUACUGUCCGCGAAGACAUAUUCCAAUCUCACAAAAAGAUGCAUACCAAAAAUAUUCCUUACAAAUGUGACCAGUGUGAUUUUGCUACGAACGUCAAAGAUUAUUUACAAGUUCAUAGAAAGACACACACUGUUGAGAAACCAUACAAAUGUGAUGAAUGCGCUUACGAUAGUGCCAGCGAAACCCUUUUGGGAAUUCACAAAACUAUGAUGCAUGGCGCCUUCGCACAACGACUGGGUAACGGGAAAAUGAGAAAAACGAAAAGAAAAUCUAGAAGAAAACAUACAUAUGAUGCAUAGUAUGCAUUGCAAUGACAAUGCAAAAAAUGAAACGUCAUUUGUGCAUGGGUGCAUAAAAAAGAUGAACCUUAAUGUGCCUAUAGUUUAGAUUAUCUAGUGUGUUUAUACGUUUUAAGGUUAAAACUCCAUGUUUCAAUUAUUGUGAUUUCUUGAAUUUACUUAACAUCCAUAUAUUAUGUAAUAAAAAUAAAUAAAGUUGAUA
This is a messenger RNA of Cydia strobilella, 1923 nucleotides long. RefSeq names its product zinc finger protein 726-like. The transcript is spliced from 3 exons. Gene Ontology annotation, biological process: regulation of transcription by RNA polymerase II. Gene Ontology annotation, molecular function: DNA-binding transcription factor activity, RNA polymerase II-specific; RNA polymerase II transcription regulatory region sequence-specific DNA binding. Bases 357 to 1721 code for a protein of 454 amino acids. The record is from RefSeq and is a predicted model, not a curated record. NCBI's taxonomy places the organism in Eukaryota, Metazoa, Arthropoda, Insecta, Lepidoptera, Tortricidae.